AUGGCUAACCCUUCAUUAGCGUCCGAUCCAGGAUUCAACCCCAUCCUCCUCGCUCUCCCCUCUCUCACUCCGAGUCUUGCACUCGAGGUCCUUCCGUAUGGCGUGACGCUCCAUAGGCUUUACGUGCAAGCGGAUGGAAAGACGCAUGACAUCCUCAUUGGCCCUGAAGCACCUGCGGAGCACCUCACACAGAAGUAUACCAACACCAUCAUCGGUCGUUAUGCCAACCGAGUUCCCUCAGGCACACAUACGUUCUCCCGCAAUGGCUUCACGGCAACACUCAACGCGAAACACAACGAGAGUCCCGACGUCUCCCUUCACGGCGGCAUCACUGGCUACGAUCUCGUGCCCUGGGAACCUCUCAUAGACCCGUAUUCUGCCAAGUUGUUCACUCAGGCCGAAAUCCAAACUAUCCAGUCUGAGAUCCCGGCAUCGUGCAUAUUCACGCGUGUUUCUCCCGAUGGUGAGGAAGGCUAUCCCGGUAAGCUCCUCGUCGAGGUCCUCGUCGGUCUCUUGCAGCCACAGAGCCCGCCCACCAAGGAGGACACUGAGUACAACCUCGGGAGCGUCUUGCUGAACUACCGCGCGAAGCUGUUGGAUGCAAAUACGGUCACGCCCAUCAAUCUCACACAGCACUGGGGCUUCAACCUCGACGCAUCGCUCCAGGAAGGGCUCAGUGUGAAGGACCACAAGCUCGUUAUCAAGGCCAACAACACUGUCGCACUCCAGAACAACUUCCUCUCUACCGGUGUCCUCUCUCCUGUCAAGGGCACGCAGCACGCACACUCGGACAAGUCCACGGGUAAGAUCGGCGAGAACUGGCCCGAGCGCGGAUACGACGAAUUCUACGUCUUCGCACCUCGCCUGACGCCCGCGCCGACACGCGUGGCUGAGAGCGAGUUGAAGUCAUCGGUCGAUCUCGUCAAGGCGGCGAUCGACGCCAGCGCGCCCGGGCGUGAUUCCGUGGUUGAGCUCGAGAGCGAUCGCAGCGGCCUGCGUCUUGCGUUCGACACCAACCAGUCCGGCGUACAGUUCUACACGAACAACGGUAGCGACCCUUCGAAGACCGCACGGAAGAAGAUCCACGGCGGGUCGGGCAGUAAAGGCGACGGAUACGAUGCUGGAUCUGCAGCAUUCCUCGAGUUCCACGAGCCGCUCGCGGCGUGGCUGCACCCCGAGACGCAGGGAUCGUCAGGCAGCGACACGCUACUGGCGUCGGGCGAGAUCUACAACAACUUUGUGCGUAUGGACGUAUGGUACAAGAGCCCGACGCCGCUCUAG
This is a messenger RNA of Sparassis crispa, 1281 nucleotides long. RefSeq lists its product as hypothetical. The record is from RefSeq and is a predicted model, not a curated record. Gene Ontology annotation, molecular function: carbohydrate binding; aldose 1-epimerase activity. Gene Ontology annotation, biological process: glucose metabolic process; beta-D-galactose catabolic process via UDP-galactose, Leloir pathway. NCBI's taxonomy places the organism in Eukaryota, Fungi, Basidiomycota, Agaricomycetes, Polyporales, Sparassidaceae. The transcript has 8 exons. Bases 1 to 1281 code for a protein of 426 amino acids.